UAAGGAAUCGUUUGCCACAGUUCCGGCCGGCCGAGUCACUCUCACACGCACAGCUCAGCUCAGCUCACAAGUCACAACACACACGCGACCAAGUGAGCGGCUAUGGCGACGGGAAUGCCGGAGUGCUCCCCGGCCUUGCUGCUGGCUGCCGGCCUCGCCGUGCUAGCGAUCGGCUCGUACCUUGCCGCCAUCGUUGUCGGCCGCGGCGCCGCGCGGUACCCGCCUGUGGCCGGAACGGUGUUCCACCAGGUAUACCACCUCCGGCGGCUGCACGACUACUACACGGACCUGUUCCGCGAGCACGCGACGUUCCGGCUGCUCGCGCCGGGCCGGAGGCAGAUUUACACCUCCGACACGGCGGUGGUCGAGCACAUCCUCAGGACCAACUUCGCCAACUACGGCAAGGGCGCGUCUCACUACGACAAGACGAGCGAUCUCUUCGGAGACGGCAUCUUCACGGCCGACGGCGACAAGUGGAGGCAGCAGAGGAAGAUCGCCAGCUACGACUUCUCCACGAGGGCCCUCCGGGACUUCAGCGGCGGCGUCUUCAACAGGGACGCCGCCAAGCUCGCGCACAUCGUCUCCGGCAACGCAGCCGCGAAGCAACCCAUGGACUUUCAGGACCAUCCCGCGAAGCCGAUACGUGUAUAUUUGACUGGUUUCUUGGAUCAGGAGUUGCUGAUGAAAGCGACGAUGGACUCCAUCUUCACCAUCGCCGUCGGCGUGGACCUCGACACGCUGUCGGGGUCGGACGAGGGGAGCCGCUUCGCCGCGGCGUUGGACGACGCCAGCGAGUUCACCCUGCUCCGUUUCGUCAACGCCUUCUGGAAGGUGUCGAGGUUCCUCAACGUCGGCGCCGAGGCGGCGCUCAGGCGCAGGAUUGAGGUCGUCGACGAGUUCAUGUACAAGCGCAUCCGUGCCAGGGCGGACGAGAUAUCGGACGACGGCGAGGCACACGACACUGUGUCCAAGGAUGAUCUGCUGUCGAGGUUCAUACAGGCAAGCACCCGCGACGCCGGCGAGGUGGACUACAAGCACCUGAGAGACAUGAUACUGAACAUAGUCAUGGCCGGCAAGGACACGACCGCCGGAGCGCUUGCCUGGUUCCUGUACAUGAUGUGCAAGCACCCGGAGGUCCAGGAGAGGAUAAGCGAGGAGGCUGCCGACGCCGGCGAGGCCACGUCAUCGAUCGACGACUUCUCCCGGAGCCUCACCGACGAGGCGCUCAACAAGAUGCACUACCUGCACGCCGCCCUGACGGAGACGCUCCGGCUGUACCCUUCGCUCCCGCUGUUCUUCAAACAGCUUGCGCACAGAGGACUGACAGUUCUCGGCAGCGAACGGCGGCGGUUCUUGGAGCUGAGCAAGGCCAUAGCUUCGUCCCGGCCACGCCCUACCGAGCCCCUGCUCCCUGCCCUGAAGAACGACACCAUGGACGCCACCAAGCUUCGGCCACGCAUCCCCUCGGCCAUGGCUAGCCCAACACCGUCCACGCGCGUCACAGAAGCAGGAAGCGAGGGGGGCAGUGGCACGGUCUUCCCUGGCCUAAGAAGGCCAACACAACGGCUUACGGUGUGGUGGCGAGAGCAGGCCAUGGCGGGGCCAUCUGUCGCUGCGGCGAGCGCUGCUGCCGAGCCGUGGCCGCCUAUGCUCGGCAACCGUUGGGCGAGCGGGCGCAGUGUAAGGAGGAGGCGCCAGGGAGAGAGAAGGAGAAGGGGAAAGGGGACGUGGCUGCCGGAGGUGGGCUCACCGGCGGCGCGCCCGGCCGGGGGAGUCAGCAGACCAUGCGCGAGGUGGUGGCGCUCGGCUGGGGAUAACAAGGAGUGCUUUUCCGACGACGUUUUGCCCAACGGCCUCAGCGUCGGCAAGGGAGACAUCGUGUUCUACGCCCCCUACGCCAUGGGCAGGAUGGAGCGGCUGUGGGGCGAGGACGCCAUUGCCUUCCGACCCGAAAGAUGGCUCGACGAGCGCGGCGAGUUCCUGCCGGAGAGCCCUUUCAAGUUCACGGCUUUCCAGGCUGGUCCAAGGAUCUGCUUAGGAAAGGAAUUCGCGUACAGGGAGAUGAAGAUCUUCGCGGCCGUGCUGCUCCGCUUCUUCGUGCUCGCGUUGCAUGACAAGGAUGCCAGCGUCAACUACAGGACCAUGAUCACGCUCUACAUCGAUCAGGGUCUCCAUCUGACGGCUACGGCCAGAGGCAUCGUGUAGCCACCUUUGUACUCAAGAUACGCGUACGUACAUGAUUGAAUAUCUCUUCUUCUUUUUUUGAGACUCGCGAUUGAAUGUCUCAAGUAUUGAAUCUUAGCCCGGACAUGGAAGUGGCUCCGUCUGAACAUAUAUUUUGUGAACUACCUUUUUUUUCA
This is a messenger RNA of Triticum aestivum (bread wheat), 2360 nucleotides long. Its product is annotated as cytochrome P450 704C1. Gene Ontology annotation, molecular function: heme binding; oxidoreductase activity, acting on paired donors, with incorporation or reduction of molecular oxygen; monooxygenase activity. The coding region runs from base 103 to 2205 and encodes 700 amino acids. The transcript has 6 exons. The record is from RefSeq and is a predicted model, not a curated record. NCBI's taxonomy places the organism in Eukaryota, Viridiplantae, Streptophyta, Magnoliopsida, Poales, Poaceae.